AUGGAAGCCAAGUUACAGCAACGAACGAAGCGCUCAGGAAUACGUCACGCUAUCCUUGUUCACGGGAUGGGCGGCACCGGGAAGACACAGCUGGUACUGCAAUACAUCGCACAGCACAAACACGAAUAUAGUAUGGUGAUCUGGAUAGAUGCGGAGAGUCCGGCUUCUUUUAUAUACUCCUGUAUUCGUGUAAGCAAAGCACUUCAACUAUUGGAUACUCGCUACGAGAUAACGGGGCAAGCUCUGGUGCCUCAAAGAUCGCCACCAGUGGAUGACUUCUUGUCCUGGCUAGAGAAUCGCCCCGGCAACGACAACUGGCUUCUCGUUCUCGACAACGUGGAUGAUUUGACAUGGGGAAUUAAAGAUAUUCUACCAAAAGGUCUUUCUGGAAGCCUCAUUGUCACUUCACGCGACUCGUAUACUGCUCGUAGUCUCGGCUGCGUCAGCUUGUCGUUAGAGUCUAUGACGCUGGACGAGGCGAGCAAAUUCUUGCAAAUUGCUGCGUUUCCGGACCUUGAAGAGAGCUCUACUGAACUCGACAGCCUUUGCACCCAAAUUGCAGACCUCCUGGAUUGUCUGCCGCUUGCGGUUCACCUCGCAGCAGCUACUAUUCAGACUGAUAGGAGUAUCUUGCAUCUCGAAGAGAUUGGUCUGAACGACGCUUGCUUGGCUGUCAAGACUUACAUCAAGCGGUUUGAGGACAGCAAAGAUGAGUUGCUUCUGCGCCACGAUCACCAUUUUAUGCAAUCACCAUAUCCACGUACAGUACUGACAACGUUCGAGACGACAUUUGAAAAGCUCUACGGGGAUGACCGGCCGAAAUGGGAACCUCCACCAAUGAGGCUCCUGACUUUGUUGGCCUUCUUGAAAGAUGCUGAGGCUACGAGUCUUCACAAACGGUUCCAGCAGGCUUAUUCUGGCAUUCGACUCGGAAAGGCCGCUCGAGAUGCAUACGCUGCGGCCAAUCUUCCGCAAUGGCUCUCGAAGAUUCUCACUGGAGAAAGCUCAAUCGAUUUUGCAACUCUGGAGCAGUCUUGGGAUCGUUUCGGUUAUUGCGAAACCCUCAACACCCUUCAGCGAUAUGGGCUUAUUCGAGCCCAUCACAACGGUUUUCCGGAAAUUCUCCCUCUCCAUAAGAUUGUUCGGUGGAGAGUCCAGAAGGAGGGCGAACGCGACAUCCAGAUGUAUCGAAGGGACUAUACUGUCAUGCUUGAACUUGCUUUGUAUUCACAGCAGUCUUCGAGUAUGGGCGAGACCUUGGAUAUUCUUAACGAGCUUGCAGACUACUACCGCGACCUUGGACAUUGGCAGUAUGCUGAAGAGUGUGCCGUGGCCCACUUGCAGCAUCAAAUUCGGCGCCACGGGCACUGUCACGCAAGUACUGUCAGCUCGCUUGUCAGCCUGAUUGAGAUCUUAGGAGAGCUGGGCCCAGACGAUGCCAAGCGAGAAAUAUUCUGCUUCGUGAAAGAUGCACAAGAUCGACAGGCCGUGCUCGAAGUUCUGCCAAUGGACCUCCUUCUGCUCUUGAACGCCGUCUUUCUUAGACAUCCCGAGAGAGACAAGGCUACGUGGAUGGACACAGACCGACGAGUUCAAUGGGAUCGAGAUGCCAUUCAGUAUCCAGGCUCUGCCAGCACGACAUCGCCGAUGCCAUUGAUCGGUGCCAGACAGGCUUUGCAAAAGUCCACAUGGAGAUCAAUACCUUUGACAACAUUCCAGCCGACUUUGGAGAGUCCGGGACUAUGUGGACGACUCGCUGCACAAUUGGACCAACGUAGGCAAGCGCUGAAGAAAGCAGCUAAAAACCAACCUGACCUUGUCACGUUGUUCGAGGUGUUCUCAAUGGGGUCCAGUGACCUCUUGUCCGAUUACAUGCAAUACGUUGACUCAGACACUGUGAGGUACCGUGAUCCAGUCGGGGCGCGGACUGUGCUUCAUUUCGUGGCGGCAUAUGGAGACUCAAAAGACGUCCAGCGCUGUGUCGAAAGCGGUUCCGAUAUACACGCGAUAGACAGAUACGGAGCCACGCCGUUACAUUUUGCAGGUAUGGUUGGACGCCUCGAGGUCUUCCGCGCUCUUGUCGAAGCCAAAGGAAGCACUGCGUCGACCGACUAUAACGGCUUUACACCUCUUCAGUAUGCACAAAGGAGACCAGAUGUCUUCCCAAUCCAGAUGGCGCUCGAUGGAAAUCCUUUCUUGCCAGAGAUCUCCGGACAACGGCCCAUGCUUGCCACGAAAGAAAGCAGCUGUGUGCCGAGCCAAAUCUUCGAUGAGAUGCCGAGCAACAACUCACGCCACGCAUAUGUGGAAGACUAUGAUAGUGACAACUCAGAAGCGUCUCCAAGCUCGCGGCGGAGUCGACACUCCUAUGGCGCGACACAUGGGUCAGCUCGUUCAUCGACGUAUACGGCAUCUCUCUCAGAUGAAGGACCAAAAAAACACCAGGAUAUAGGAUCACACGUAGGGGUGCCCCACGGCUUCUAUCUCCAACGAGUACCGCAACAUAUACUACGUAACGACGCCGCGUUCGUUAAUGACAAGCCGGCGCCGAGCGUGGCUGAAAGCAGCACAGGCUCAUCUGGAAUCAAUGGGCCUUCAGUACCGCCGUUCAUUGACGCCAGUGGCUCGAACCGUUUGAGGGACGGAGAGCUUGUCUACAACAGAAGUCAUGUAUCAGGCAAUGAAAGGUACCGAGAACAAGAGAGGAUUGUUCCGACACACCACAACGCGCAUACAUGUUCCGAAGCAACUGAAAUCGAGACAACUUACGCGUUCCAAACUGGCCCAACGAAGGAAACCUCAUCAGAAGCCGCCGACAGCACAUCAGGCCUACCUGAUGUACACGUUGGUCUCUCAGACGAAACAAGUAGGGAACGGCCAGUUCCCGCAAGCUCGUCCUUCGAUUCACCUGGCAACGAGAUCGACACGCAUACGUACUCCAUCACCGAGGCAACCAGACAAGAAGUUACGACACGAUUUGAACCAUCGGAUAACGAGGAAGAACAUCCUGCAACAGAUGUUAGCUGUGGCGAAUCUCCAUCGCGCGACGAACUAGAUGGAGAUCCAGACUCCGCCGACACGCAGACCCUGGCUGCGUUGGCCCUUACAAGCACAGAUACCAAGUCUGCCGCUAGUUCAUCCAAGCAGCAGCCAACAGAUUCUGUUCGAUCCAGCAAAAAGAAAGAGACCAAGGCGGUGGAAACUGCCGAUGAAACAUCUAUCGCAAACGUCGACGGAAACCCAACCGAGUCGACCGACAAGGACCCCAAGAACAGAGCAGAAGCAAAGAUCAUCAUCAUCAUCAUCAUCAUCAUCGAAAGCGCGGAGUCUCCGGCAGACCUUCUGUCGAGAGGUCACUUCAUGUCGAUGACCAGACAGGGGCUAGCACGGCUUCUGCUUCGCGAGGUCAGAGACGCACGAAGAGAAGACACAGGCGACGUGGAGAUUACGGAGCUGCGGGCCUCCAUACAACUUCCCAAGAGCCAGAAACGAAGCGCCACAGGCCGGGUAAUCGAUCGGUUUUCUGCUCUUUUUGGAGGCUGGUAA
This is a messenger RNA of Zasmidium cellare ATCC 36951, 3546 nucleotides long. RefSeq lists its product as uncharacterized. Gene Ontology annotation, molecular function: protein binding; ADP binding. The transcript has 3 exons. The coding region runs from base 1 to 3546 and encodes 1181 amino acids. NCBI's taxonomy places the organism in Eukaryota, Fungi, Ascomycota, Dothideomycetes, Mycosphaerellales, Mycosphaerellaceae. The record is from RefSeq and is a predicted model, not a curated record.